GUAGACACCUCGUAUAUGGAUGAGACCGAAACACAAGUGAAACAUGGCAAUUACCAAAACUACUACCAGUUCCGGGCAGAAGACAGCAGAUCAGGCAUAUUGCGAGAAUGCUUACAAACGCUUUGGAACGAAAACAAUCAGAACCAGGAGCGAGAUACCACGAACACAAAGGUGCAUAUGAUUGAUAUUGGUUGCAACUCCGGUCGAUUCACAGCGAAGGUGCGCGAGAUACUAGAACAGGUAUGCAACGGAGCGCUAGUCAAAGCGGUUGGCAUCGACAUAGAUGAAAGACUGUGCGAUCGGGCCAGAACAGAGUUUCCCGAAAUCGAAUUCUUCAAAGGAAACAUACUGAGCAUUGCCCACCAACAGACGACUCGAGGUCAAGCGGAGGAUCCAAUCGAGCAAUGCAUGAAGCGCUUAGGAAUUGAACGGUUCGAUGUAAUCUGUUGCUUUUCCGUGCUUAUGUACAUUCACUUAAACGGAGGCGAUGAUGGGUUGCGUAGUGUGUUAGAUUAUCUUUGCGAAAAGGGCAAAUUUCUAAUACUGGAACUGCAAGCUUGGAAAAAGUACCAAGACCAGGUACGACGAUUGAAACGAGAUGCAGGCCAAAUGUAUCCAUUGUACGCGGAACUUGAGUGGAGAGGCCGAGGCGGAGUUUUGGAAGACCACAUUAAGGCUUAUGUAGCGUCGAAAGGAUUCCAAAUGGUAUCGGAAAGUGCGGAGAAGAAUGAGUUCGAUAGGCAACUAACAUUUUUUAAGAAAAUCUAA
Messenger RNA from Anopheles maculipalpis, 768 nucleotides. Its product is annotated as probable RNA methyltransferase CG11342. The transcript has a single exon. Gene Ontology annotation, molecular function: RNA methyltransferase activity; O-methyltransferase activity; snRNA binding. Gene Ontology annotation, biological process: snRNA modification. The record is from RefSeq and is a predicted model, not a curated record. Bases 16 to 768 code for a protein of 250 amino acids. Lineage: Eukaryota; Metazoa; Arthropoda; Insecta; Diptera; Culicidae.